Molecule: messenger RNA, 3128 nt
Organism: Punica granatum (pomegranate)
Lineage: Eukaryota; Viridiplantae; Streptophyta; Magnoliopsida; Myrtales; Lythraceae
Source: RefSeq, a predicted model, not a curated record
AUCUUUCUCGGCACUCGUAAAAGCCACGCUAAAACACUCAAACGCUCAGAUCUCUGUUUUCUCUUCGCCCGUUUUGAUUUUCUCUCCUCUCCCGAUUCUGAGUACCGCCAUGGAUGCAGUAAAUUCCCGUAGAGAGAACUUCGAUCGAUUCAUCCCGAAUCGAUCGGCUUCCCUGCUGACCCUGCCCAUGGGGUGGACGGCGGACCCUCCUCCGGUGACUGUGCGUCAACUGGAGUACCGGAUGCAACUUGCCGAGGCCCUUGGCUUGAACCGCGCCCGGCUAUUCGCAUACAGGGACAAUCCCUCCCCGGACCCCGUCCUGUCGUUCGCCAGUUACUAUUGGCUGUCCAAACCCCGCCGCCGUUGCGUCCCUAAGGCUCCUGAGAUGUCGCUGUAUGCUCCGGGGAUGGUAGACGACUACUGCCUUAGCAACCUAUUGGAUUGGGGAAGCAGCAAUGUGCUCUCCAUCGCCCUUGGGAACACCGUAUGCUUGUGGGAUGCCUCUAGUGGCUCCACCUUAGAGCUUGUCACCGUUGAUGACAAGAUCGGCGGCCCUGUUACCAGCGUUUGUUGGGCUCCCGACGGCCGCCGCAUAGCUAUUGGGUUGAACAACUCUGAGGUGCAGCUGUGGGAUGCUACUGCCGCUACGCUGGUAAGAACUUUGACUGGAGUUCAUAGUGGUCGUCGAAUCGGGUCCUUGUGCUGGAACGACGACAACACCCUAACGUCCGGAGGGAAGGACGGCCGCGUAGUUAACAGCGAUGUGAGGGAAACAUCCCACAUCGUUGAGACCCUCAGAGGGCACAGGCGGGAGGUAUGCGCGCUUAAAUGGUCUGCUUCAGGCCGACUACUGGCCAGUGGAGGGGACGAUAACCUCCUCAACAUAUGGGACCGCUCCAUGGCCAGCUCCUCGAGGUCGAAUAAUCCAUCGACCCGAUGGCUCCACAGGCUUAGGAAGCACGCUGCCGCCAUCAAAGCCCUCGCUUGGUGCCCUUUCCGGGGGAACCUGCUGGCCUCUGGUGGAGGUGUUGGAGACCACUCCAUCAAGCUCUGGGACACGUGCACCGGGGCUUGCUUGGACUCAGUCGAUACAGGGUCUGAGGUGUGUGCCCUGCUGUGGAACAAGAACGAGGACGAGCGCUUCGAACUGCUUAGCUCUCAGUCUGACGGAUUUACCAGGAUGAUCCUUUGGGAGUACCCGUCGAUGCUGAAGAUGGCAGAACUGACUGAUCACCAGUGCAGGGUUCUUGCCAUGGCUCAAAGCCCGGACGGUUGCUCCGUAGCAUCAGCAGCACCAGCACCAGACGAAUCUAUUAACAUCUGGAAUGUUUUCGGGGACCCUAAAGAAGCUGCUGCUGCUGCUGCUGCUGCUGCUCGGAAAGCUAACCAAGAGCCUUUUCCUCACUUUAGUCGCAUCCGCUGAAGAAGUUCCUUGAACUCGAAGAGAGCUGCCAGAACUCCACCGCCCACUGCCUCUACUUCUCUUUUCAUAUCUGAUCAUUUUCAUAAGAUAUCUCUGUUGACUAUCCAGAUAUUUAUUUCCUGAUGUGUCUGCUUUCAAUUUUGCUUGCAGGACCACUAAGUAAGAGCUCCAAAAUGGUUGGAAAUGUCCGGGUUGGUGAAUCUUUCCGGUUUUGGAGGCGAGCUCAUCUCAUUCCUUCUGUUUCCUUUUCCCCUGCGAUACUGAUCCUUGUACAUGAUACAAGCCAAUUAUUGUGUCAACCAUGUUUGCUGGAAACUUUAUUGGUGCUGUAAUUUUGUAUGUGCUCAGUGACUACGUUACCAGUUUUACUAGUGUGUUAUAUAUGUAGACUGAUCAUCAUCCGUCUCAUGAAGAAAAAGUCAAGAGAUAAUAUAUGUCACUGAUGUUGGUCCGACCAAAUACUUCGAAAUGGUGUUUAAGGCGGCUAAACAAGCCAGUUGGCUUCCUGCUGAAAGUAAUACAUAUCCCAGGGCAACCCAUGUUGGAUUUGGUCUACUCCUUGGCGAAGAUGGCAAAAGAUUUCGAACCUGAAGCACUGAAGUGGUCAGAUGUGCUUGAUGAAGCCUAGACUCGCAAUAAAGCUGCUCUUGUUGAACGUGAUACGGAUAAGAAGUGGACGGAGGAUGAGCUUGCACAAACUGCUGAGGCUGUUGGUUAUGGUUCUGUUAGAUCUUAAAGAUUCUAGCUUUUAUGGGUAUAUCCUUGGAAAAGCUUGCCUUUAUCUUGCUCCUGCACAGCCAUUUUCAGCAGCCUCAAAGGUCACUGAGUGGCGGUCAGACUCAGAGGACCUGAGGAUCCUUAGUGAUAGGGAGAGGACCCCGAUCCGAACUUUUCUAUCCCAUCACUAGGGAAACUAGACUAUUCCAAGCCUGUUGAGCAUCUAUCUGAGAUUCGGAAGUGGAACUAUGAUGGGUUGAGACAAGCUCUGCGAGACUUAGACUAUAUCCGGGAGACAGGGCAUUUGUAUUACUGACUGUGCUUCAGCCACUUGCAACCAGCAAACAAAUAUUAAGAACUCCGAGAUGGCCGUAUCCUUUUAGUUUGUUAUAUUCUCAAUCACAUGCUCUCAACAUCUCUCCACAGCCAAUUGAACUUUGCUGAAUGCCAGUUAUUGCUAUUUGCCCAAUCGCAAGACUCAUGUAGUUGCAUACUCAGAUUUGACAUAUGAGGCAUCAAACUUAAAUCACCUUGUGAUAUAGAAGUUGCUUAUAUGUAGAUCCUACUACGAUGGAUGGAUGGUCUUAAAAACCUACGAGAUGAAGAGUCACGAUUAGGUGGGCCUCCAUCCUAUAAUGAAAGACAUUAGCUCGUGGCAAGAUAUAGGCUAGGACAGUGAUCAGCGAAUGCUUGGGCAGAGCCUGAAAGGACAAGAGGGCAUGGCUUUGGGAGGAGGCAGUUACCGGCUUAAUGGAUGAGAGAAGUCUUCAGAACUUGGCAUCAUCUGCUUGUGUAGUACUCAAUGUUUUAGCAUUAAUUGUAAUUUUAGUCCGUAAAAUUGUAUUGAUGCUGAGUAUGGCGUUAAAUAAAUUACUUCAUCCCUUGAAUCAUUGAAUCAUAUUGAUAGGAUAUCAUCGAAUAGUGAUUGCGCAACAUUUUAAUGUGUAAUUGAUUGUUCUUUUAUAUAUGGAAUUCUUGAAUUGUGUAA